Molecule: messenger RNA, 450 nt
Organism: Meloidogyne enterolobii
Lineage: Eukaryota; Metazoa; Nematoda; Chromadorea; Rhabditida; Meloidogynidae
Source: the annotation of a GenBank genome assembly
AUGUUUAGCCUGUUUUGUUCAAAUUUAAUUCUGAUUUUGUUUUUAGGAAUGUUUUUAAUAGUUAUUCUUAUUCUAAUCAAACUAUUUACUCACCUUUCUGCAAGUGAUGAUGAAGAGCGUUUAAUGAUGGAUGUUUUUCGAGGAUAUAAUUCUUUAAUUUUGCCAAUGCGUAAUGAUAGCCAGCCAAUAAUUGUUAAAAUGACUUUACAACUAAUUCUUUUAAUUAACGUUGACGAGAAGGAUCAGAUAAUGCAUACAAAUGUUUGGCUAACUUUAAAAUGGAAGGAUUACCAAAUGAAGUGGAGUCCAGUAAAUUAUGGCGGUAUAAAGGAUAUACGCGUCCCUCCCGACAAAGUUUGGUUGCCCGACAUUGUACCCCCAGCAAUUUAUAAAAGUUCGUGUAUUAUUGAUGUUGAAUACUUUCCUUUUGAUGAACAAGGUAAUAAAUAA